Messenger RNA from Eleginops maclovinus (Patagonian blennie), 6310 nucleotides. It is a transcript of the gene col4a2, whose product is annotated as collagen, type IV, alpha 2. Gene Ontology annotation, molecular function: extracellular matrix structural constituent conferring tensile strength. The transcript has 48 exons. NCBI's taxonomy places the organism in Eukaryota, Metazoa, Chordata, Actinopteri, Perciformes, Eleginopidae. Gene Ontology annotation, cellular component: collagen trimer. Gene Ontology annotation, biological process: glomerular basement membrane development. The record is from RefSeq and is a predicted model, not a curated record. The coding region runs from base 279 to 5306 and encodes 1675 amino acids.
AACCCUGCUCUAACAAACACUUUGACUUUUCUCCGUGAGAAGAGGGACUACUCGGCACACUUUGGUGUGUUUUUGUGAGAAUAUUUACGCAGGUUUUGGUGCUACUGCUACCUGUUUUUAAACUUUUCUACUCGGGAUCCCGCGCAUCUUUAACCCCGAGAUAUCCAUUUCCUCUACCUUGCCACCGCACCCAAGCCUGGGGUAACUGUCGGGCAGACAUGCUGUAGAAGUGUCUCUACAAGUGAGACAGCGGAGUGGACCUGAAGCUUGCGGUGCGCAUGAGUGGGACCAUGCAAGGACAACACGAGAGAGGACUGAAAAACCUGAGGCUGCUGCUUCUGUGUCUUUUCAUUGCCAUCCUCGCCUCUGGAGUGCACGCGGGCGGGAAGAAGCACAGUGGCCCCUGUGGAGGAAGAGACUGCAGCGGAGGCUGUAAAUGUUUCCCAGAGAAAGGUGCCAGGGGUGGGCCAGGGCCUGUAGGUCCUCAGGGCCCCUCAGGGCCUCCAGGAAGACCAGGCGAUGCAGGCAUUGAAGGCCCAAAGGGGCAGAAAGGUGACCACGGCCGUGGUGGCACCAUGGGUCCCAAAGGAAGUGUGGGAAUGACCGGUGUACCUGGUUUCUCUGGAAAUGAUGGCAUUCCUGGCCACCCGGGACAAGCUGGACCCCGGGGGAAACCAGGGGCAGACGGCUGUAACGGGACACAGGGAGAAUCUGGGUCAUCUGGGCAACCUGGCUAUAAUGGCUCACCUGGCUUUCCUGGACAACCAGGCUGGAAGGGACCGAAGGGAGACUCUCUGGAGCUGAGUGUGUUCAUGGAGCGCUUCAGGGGAGAUCCAGGCAUGCCAGGAUUCAAAGGAAUAUAUGGGCCUCUAGGAAACCCAGGUAGACAGGGUAACCAAGGCUAUCCAGGACCAAAGGGUCCCCAAGGGCCUCCAGGUCCCCGUGGACCAAAGGGCACAAUGACCAAAGUGCUUAAAGGACUCAGUGGAGACCAAGGGGACAUUGGACCACCAGGGUUGCAAGGAAACUCAACUCAUCAGCAAAUUCAGCCCCCCUAUGGACCCACGGGACUUCGCGGCGAGAAAGGUCUCAAAGGAGAAAUAGGAGAUGUGGCUGACAACAAAGGAGAAACUGGUGUGAUGGGAUUCCCUGGCCCGCGGGGUACAUCUGGUGCAGAUGGGCGUCCUGGACCAAGGGGAGAUUAUGGGGAACAAGGACCAACAGGAAGAGAUGGUCUUAAGGGAGUCAGAGGUGAACCAGGAGAACUGGUUUCAUUAGGAUCUUGGCCUUGGUCUUCAGGAGGUGGUCCUCCCGGUCCUCUUGGUGAUCAGGGUCCCGAGGGAGAGAGGGGCCCGGUUGGAGACCAAGGCAUACCCGGACCCCCAGGUCGCCCCGCCUCCCUAUCACAGCAACAAGUUUUGGACUUCUUUGGGCCAUUUGGUAUAAAGGGGGAGUCAGGAGAGAAGGGCCAACCAGGAGAUCCAGGACUCCCUGCGGACAGGGCAGGAUCCCCAGGCACCAAUGGGCGUCCAGGUGCCAAAGGCCCUCCAGGGCCCAAAGGAUCAUGGUCUGAGUUCUUCAAGGGGCCUGUUGGUGGGAGAGGAAGGCCCGGCAAUGCAGGCUUUAAAGGAUUGAAAGGUGAUCACGGGCUGUGUGAAUGCAGCAUUGUAAACUCUCCACCGGGGCCACCUGGACCUGCCGGGGAGCGCGGCGAUGCUGGGAUGACUGGAGAGUAUGGUCGAGAGGGGGAUGUAGGAGAUCCAGGUCCAUAUGGAAACUUCGGAGUCCCUGGAUUUCCUGGGCGCGAUGGUGAGCCGGGACAAAAAGGUCCAAAAGGAGAAGCAAGGGUGGCCUCCAACAAAGGAUAUCCUGGAGACUCAGGGGAGCCGGGGCCAGACGGUGUGCAAGGAGCAAAUGGGGUUUCAGGCCGAACUGGUUUUGCUGGUAUAUCUGGGACCCGAGGUCUUCCAGGAGAAGGUCUAAGAGGAAUAUCUGGAGACAAAGGUUACCCAGGUCGGCCUGGUCAACCCGGCGCACCAGGGCUAAGUGGACAAGACGGUGCAGUCCUUGGGGGUGUCAAGGGCCAACGUGGUUUACCUGGGGACGACGGCCUUGCAGGUUAUGAUGGAGUUCAAGGAACACCUGGCGCUCCAGGCGGCUGUAGUCCAGGAGAUGGAGGACAGGUGGAUAUAACAGGUCCUUGUGACACUUUCCCCGGACCUGCUGGGCUUCCUGGACUUCCAGGCGACAUUGGAUUACCAGGUUUCAAAGGUCCUCCGGGCCAGAAGGGAUCACAGGGUCCUCUUGGAGAACAUGGAGGGAAAGGCGAAACAGGAGAUCAAGGCAUAGGUGGCCGUACUGGACCACCAGGUUUUUCCGGCCCCCGUGGAGACUUGGGUGAUCCCGGCCGCAAAGGUUCAGUAGGAGCCCCUGGAGGGCCUGGUGUGCCCGGUAGAUACGGUCUGCAAGGUGAAAAGGGUGCUCACGGAGUGAUUUUUGGAGCGUCGGCAGGCUCCCCCGGUGACCCAGGGCAGCCGGGACUGCAAGGGUAUAAAGGCCAGACCGGAAAUCCAGGAGAACAAGGCUAUCCAGGAUUGGGCGGUAUGCCUGGUAUGAUCGGCCAAAAGGGUGAGACUGGCCCUCUGGGUUUGCAGGGGGAGGAAGGGAGGCCUGGGCCAGCAGGCAGGUACGGCUACCCUGGUGACCCUGGGCGAGCAGGUCUACCUGGGCCGCAAGGCAGUACAGGACAACCAGGUUUGACUGGAGAGAGGGGAGUUGAUGGAGAGCCGGGCCCUCCAGGUCCAAUAGGAUUAAAAGGAAUCCCAGGGCCAUAUGGGAUUGAUGGUGGUAAGGGAGAGCACGGCCCAUCAGGUGAACUGGGAGAGACUGGUCCAGAUGGACGCCCAGGAGUUCCAGGAAUGAAGGGAUACAAAGGAUCUCCCGGCAUGUCAGGCUUUGAGGGUAACAGGGGCAAUGUUGGGGUGAAGGGCUUCAGUGGGCAAAGCGGUGACCCUGGAACGAUGGGCCAAGUGGGCCCAAAAGGAUUGCUGGGUCAAAGCGGAGAGAAAGGUGAUCGUGGUUUGAGAGGGCCCUCUGGGGACAAGCCUCACAUCACCGCCCAGUUGGUUGUUGACAUGAAGGGAGUGAAGGGGGACACAGGUUAUUAUGGAAAUCAAGGUUUCACCGGGCCGAGAGGUGUUAAGGGUUUGCCUGGGGUGCCGGGUUAUGAGGGAACUCACGGACUUCCUGGAGAACCCAGCAAUAACAAGGGUCAAAUUGGAGACCUAGGUGCAGAGGGGCUGCCGGGAAUAAAAGGAAUGCCGGGCACAACUGGGAACAGAGGAAUUACUGGGUUUGGGGGAAUGCCAGGCAACAGGGGCAUUAAAGGAGGUCCUGGUGCCUAUGGUGCAUCAGGGGAAAAAGGAAGGAAUGGAUUUAAAGGUGAGAAAGGCCCACGCAUAGACCUACCAGGAACCACCGGAUUUAGAGGAGAGCAUGGUCUUCCAGGAGGACAAGGCCAGAAAGGAGUACCUGGACAACCAGGGGAUUGGGGCAUGCCUGGAUUUGGUGGAAUUGUAGGGAAAAGAGGAGAGUCGGGGGAUCCUGGAAUAAUAGGGCACCCAGGCUCUGAUGGGCAGAAGGGAACUCCUGGUAACCAAGGUCAAAAAGGCUUUACUGGAGCUCCUGGAAAGGACGGACAUCCGGGUUUUCCAGGCUUCCCAGGAAACAAAGGUUUCUCUGGCGUGAAGGGUCUUUAUGGAUUACAUGGACUUAAAGGACAAAAGGGUGUCCCCGGCACACCAGGUCUGGAUACCACUGGACAAACUGGGGAACCAGGAAGCAAAGGAGAGAAGGGAACAGAUGGGGACCCCAACAGCCAGCCAGGUUUUCCCGGCACAGUGGGUUUGAAAGGCUUUCAGGGCCCUCUAGGUGACCGGGGUCAACCUGGAUCGCCAGGACUCCGAGGCCCCGUUGGACCGGAGGGGACCCCUGACAAACCAGGUCUCACAGGGGACCCUGGCUCUCCAGGACCUAAAGGGUACCCAGGUUCCCCUGGAGCAAAUGGGUUUCCUGGUGUAAAUGCUCCCCCUGGUGAAAAAGGUGUAUCAGGAAUAAAUGGUUUUCCGGGAAUCCCUGGAAGCAAAGGACUCAAAGGAGAUAGAGGUUCAUUUGGAUACAGGGGGCCAAACGGUGUUUCUGGGAAGAAAGGGGAAAAAGGAGAGCAAGGAGUGAUGGGCGUUCCUGGGAUCAUUGGUUUGAAGGGAGGAAGAGGGCCAUCUGGUCCAAAAGGAAACACUGGACAUCCAGGUUUUCGUGGAUUCCCAGGAAACCAGGGUCCCCUUCCAAUUCCAGUGAGAGUCCCAGGAGAGAGAGGCCCCUCUGGACCACUGGGUAUCCGAGGACCAGAAGGGGUCAAAGGGGAAUCAGGGCCACAUGGGCCCCAUGGCGAUACAGGUUUCAUGGGACCCAUUGGGCAAAAGGGCAUGCCGGGGAUUGGUGGUACACCAGGAACACCUGGAUACCGUGGAGAGUUCGGACAAAUUGGCCACCCCGGUCUGCUAGGCAUGGAAGGUCAACGCGGCAACCCCGGUAUCCCUGGGAUAACUGGUAUGCCGGGACGCAGCGUCAGCGUGGGAUACCUGCUGGUGAAACACAGUCAGACAGCACAGGUGCCCAUGUGUCCUGUGGGCAUGUCUAAACUGUGGGACGGCUACAGUCUGCUGUACUUCGAGGGCCAGGAGAAGGCCCACAACCAGGACCUUGGUCUGGCUGGCUCCUGCCUCCCACGGUUCAACACCAUGCCCUUCCUGUACUGCAAUCCUGGAGACCUUUGUUACUAUGCCAGCAGGAAUGAUAAGUCCUACUGGUUGUCGACAACCGCUCCUCUUCCCAUGAUGCCUGUGGAAGAGGGAGAGAUUAAACCGUACAUCAGCCGCUGCUCAGUAUGUGAAGCUCCAUCGGUUGCCAUCGCAAUCCACAGCCAGGACAUCACCAUCCCUCAGUGUCCUGUGGGCUGGCGCAGCAUGUGGAUCGGCUACUCCUUCCUUAUGCACACAGCAGCAGGAAAUGAAGGCGGAGGUCAGUCUUUGUCAUCGCCGGGCUCUUGCCUGGAGGACUUCCGCACAACACCGUUCUUUGAGUGUAACGGGGCCAAAGGCACAUGCCACUACUUUGCCAACAAGCAGAGCUUCUGGCUAACCUCCAUCGAUCAGUCUUUCCACACUGAGCCGGCAUCAGAGACGCUCAAAGCCGGUCAGCUGCUGUCACGCAUCAGCCGCUGCCAGGUCUGCAUGAAGAACUUGUGAGAGACGCAACAGCGGACACAAAGUAUUGGUCGCAUUGACAGUGGUCUAGUGUUGUCUCUCUAUCCGUGUACUAAACCAAACACAGGGGGAUCUGAAAUACUCAUUUAGAUCAAUGUGAAUUGGAAACUUUCUCCCCGAGCCACAGAGCUCAGAAAUGCAAUGACUGUGCAAUGCCCUGAACGCUGAGCGAAAUGUCCCACUGUAAAUCAACCAUGAGAAGCCCCGUUAUGAAGUCAACAGCAUUAUGGGAAAACAAGUAUUUUUGUGUUAAAUUGGUGCUUACUGUUUAACUUAUUACCUCAGCUAUGAUGACUCAUUGUUAACAAUCAGAGGCCGUACACUACAGCUGAACCAAAGACGCCCGUGUGAAUGCACUGCUUCAGUUUCUCUAGAUGUUUGUAUUGUUUAGGGUUUACAGCCCACCAUAAAGCCACUAACACUGCUUCUUUGCCAAUUGAAGAAUGUGUCUUGAACAAUUGUUGGUCCAUACUAUCCACAGUAUUAUCCUGCUUUUAUUCCAUUUCUUUUAAAAAUGUAUUUUUAUAAUACAACAGUCUCUUCAAGCCGUUCUUCUGUUUUAUGUAUUUAUCAAAACUAUUGCAAAAUCAUCUAUAAUUCUUUAUUUUUCAUUCCCCAUAUGUUCACACAAUGCACUGAUUCUCUUUGUAUUUAUACUAGCUGAAUGAACUUGAGGCCCACUCGCUAAGAGUUUAAAUAUAUAUAUUAUCUAAUACUACUCAUGUGACACUCAUUUUCCUUUAGAAAUCUACUAACUAUUGAACUUCCAACAGGACAGACUGCAAACAGCUCAGAUCAAAGUUCUGGCUGCAGCAAAUCCAUACUGUGGUCACUGAUCCUGGGUCAGAUUAAAGUAUUUUACACAAUUUAGAAAAGUAGGUCAAAUGUUCUACUUCACCUAGAUUUGCAAAUAAACAGUUUGUUUAAACUGACAUAACAUCAUCAUUUCAUUGGAUUGUAAAGAUUAAAGUUUGUUAUACUUCUGA